AUGGAGACCAAUCCUACCUUUGACGCGCCCGACCUCGAUCUCGACCUCGACCGCCCCGAUGCCUCCAUUAACGUGUCCCAAUCGCUCGACUACUGGAACAGCGUCUCCUCAGACGUCACAGGCAUGCUCGGCGGCUAUCCCCAGACGUCCCGCAUAGAUCUGCAGGGCUCGUCCAACUUCCUCGCCAAACUGCGCCGUGGCAAAACACCAGCCUCGAAACAGCCUCCCGCGCCACUGGAACGCGUCGCGGACUGUGGCGCGGGUAUUGGCAGGAUAACAAAGGGCUUAUUGCUAGGCGUCAGCCGGCGAGUCGAUGUCGUGGAGCCGGUGAAGAAGUUCACAGACGAGCUGGUGCAGGGUCUCGGGAGUGGGGAGUGGGCUGGCGACGGGGAGAACAGAGACGGCAAGGGACAGGUUGGGGACGUGAUCAAUUUGGGCCUGCAAGACUGGAUACCAGAACCCGGCGCGUACGACCUGAUAUGGAAUCAAUGGUGUGUGGGACAUCUCACCGACGCGCAGCUCGUCACCUACCUCGAGCGGUGCAAGGCGGGCCUGCUGCAGCCCUCCACCGGGGAGGAGACGAGAAAAUCGUGGAUCGUGGUCAAAGAGAACUUGUCCACGGACAUCAGGCAUAAGGACCUCUACGAUGAGGAGGACUCGAGCGUUACGAGGUCGGACGAGACGUUCAGGUCGUUGUUCAAGGAAGCGAGACUGAAGAUCGUCGCGACGGAAUUGCAGAGGGGGAUGCCGAAGGAGCUGUAUCCUGUCAGGAUAUAUGCGCUCAGACCGGAAUGA
This is a messenger RNA of Dothidotthia symphoricarpi CBS 119687, 795 nucleotides long. RefSeq lists its product as uncharacterized. Gene Ontology annotation, biological process: N-terminal protein amino acid methylation. Gene Ontology annotation, cellular component: cytoplasm. The record is from RefSeq and is a predicted model, not a curated record. Gene Ontology annotation, molecular function: N-terminal protein N-methyltransferase activity. Bases 1 to 795 code for a protein of 264 amino acids. The transcript has a single exon. NCBI's taxonomy places the organism in Eukaryota, Fungi, Ascomycota, Dothideomycetes, Pleosporales, Dothidotthiaceae.